Messenger RNA from Drechmeria coniospora, 1794 nucleotides. RefSeq lists its product as uncharacterized. The record is from RefSeq and is a predicted model, not a curated record. The coding region runs from base 1 to 1794 and encodes 597 amino acids. The transcript is spliced from 2 exons. NCBI's taxonomy places the organism in Eukaryota, Fungi, Ascomycota, Sordariomycetes, Hypocreales, Ophiocordycipitaceae.
AUGGAAGUCAGCGGCAACCAUUCGCAAGUUCACGGAGACGGUCGGAUAGCCGAAUGGUCCAUAACCCAGAGGCUCCGCUCCCGAAUAUUCAUCGGCGAAGAUGCCGUUGCCGCCGUUCACGGCCAGAAGCUGCCUCGUCACCUCGGACGGCCUCUGAUGAGAUAUUGUGUGGUUCGGGGAAUACGGCAUCAUAUUCACUUUGCCCAGAAAGCGGCUGCCGUGCUGCACGGGGCGUUGCCCAUGUUUACGACGGCCAUCAACGCUAGACUCAUCAUGAGCAACCAGAUCCCAGAGAUGAAGGGAACGGAAGAAAUGCCGUACUGCAUCUGGCACCCGUCGGUGCCAUCCGAGGAAACGCUACGACGGCUUGAUUCGCGGUACCCCCAGAUGCGCUAUCAAAUUGGCAGGGCUUGUGCUGUCGCAGGCUAUACGGCGUUAUUCAUGUCAUUGGACAUUCUUCCCGAAGUUGCCAUUGCGGAGGAGGCUCGUGCAGCCGGCAGCCUGGCCAUCCUCCAGCACAUCAUGGACCAGACGUUAAAGUGGAAAGUCUUCGAUGACUAUACCGGCACACUAUCCACGCCAAUACCUUCUCAUCUAAAUGGCGAUACUAUUUGCUGUGAGUUGCUUAAUUAUCGGCAGGGGUUCUCGAAGCCGGUUGGCCGAAGCGAGGAAGAGGAACACGGCGAUGUGGAUUCAGACAAUGGGUCAGACGACGACAGUUCCUUUUUUGACUUGUUUUCAUACGAUCCCUACGGAUACGAUCCCAUCGGCCACAACGUGACGGGGGACAUGGGUCUGGACGCGCCGGACACUUGGUUGAUGAUGGCCGAUUUCAAGUCGUUCUUGAGCUUCAAUUCACCGUGUGCUCCAGUCUCAGACACGGUACUCGAACUUUUGUGCAAUCCUUUGCCAGUCGAUCUACCAACAUGCGACAAAGAUCUUUUAAUAUUUAUGGCUGCCUACCGCGGAGAUCUAGAUAGGUAUUGCCGAUUGAGACGGCCGCGAAUGGUACGAGGCGAGCUGGAGGCUAUUGUGCGCGGUAUUUAUCACAAUACACAGUUUGCAAAAUGGUGGUCAACUCAGGAGCCACCACUCCGAGGCUCCCAUCAGAUUGCAGCGGCAGUAAUGGCCCGCUUCAUCAUGAACGAUGACAUCUCUUGGACCUUGAAACACGCCAGGAAGGAACUUAAACACUGGCAUGCCUACUUUCCGGAGUUGAUUUUCUAUCCUGAUGUUGCCAAUCGCUCGACUUACGAAGCUUUGGCGCGAGCAAUCCCCGAGAUGCGGCCGGCCGUCGCACGCGCGGCGAUUUAUGCAAACUACAAGGAUGUUUUCGAUCUAGUAGUAAAGGGACCAAACGCCGACUUUGAAACCGUUGCGCCAAGUUAUCCUCUCUACGUCGAGGCCAUGGCAAGCCCGGAGCCACACUACCGUGAAACCCUUCAGCGCAUCGCCGAAGCGAAGGGAACCAGGGGAGAUGUUAAAAACUGUUUGCCGGAUACUUUCGAGUGGAAAAAGAUAUCCUUGCGGCAAUCGCGCGUAACCGUCCAGUCAACAAGGCUCUCAGCGGGAAUAUACAGGCCAUUGGUCCAUCAAGAAGAUUGGCAUGAGAGUAUUUACGAUGGUAUCCAUUGCAAUGCUAUCGAGCUGGAGAGAUAUCUUUCUCUUCCCGAGGAGUGGCGACCUUCGGAAAAGGUCGUGGAGGAAGCGGGAGAAAUUUGGCUCGACUAUGAAACCUGGCCACCAAAUAUUGCCGAGCUCCUGAGGCCAAUAGACAAGGCUGUACGGGGAUAA